AUGUAUGAUUUGAAAAUACAAACCAAUAAUAACAACAAUAACACUACACUCAUUUGUGAAAAUAACAACUCAGAUGUUCAGAAUUAUAAUUUUUAUAACAUUCUCAGAGAGGACGAUGCUAAUGAUGAUGAUAUUUCAAACCACAGCAUCUUGGACGCGGAUUCGGACUUAUAUGAAUUUGAGUCUAACACCCGAAAUGUUUGGACCCCUCAGGGUGAAAUGGCACAUUCAAGAGCUGUGCUUUAUUCAACAGAGGCAAUACUAGUAAUUUUACAAGGCCACCUCAUUCUCGAUUCAACAACUCAAAUAAUCAUAACUGUAAGAGAAACUAUUGGUUCUAUAAUCGUAAUCAAAAUAAACAGAGAAACGGUCAGAGAGGCGGUCAUAUGA
This is a messenger RNA of Racocetra fulgida, 390 nucleotides long. NCBI's taxonomy places the organism in Eukaryota, Fungi, Glomeromycota, Glomeromycetes, Diversisporales, Gigasporaceae. The record is from the annotation of a GenBank genome assembly.